AUGGCUUCGUUCAAGGAAAUGCAACAAACCUCACGACCGCUCUCGCACCGUCCCUCGGUGUCUUCCAAUCCCAUUCCAGCCCUGUCGAUCGCUCGACAGCCGCACUCACGCACCAACUCCCACUCCCUACUUUCCGGAUCUCUCAACGGCACCCACCGCGUCACACGCCGGAAGAGCAUGACAAACACGGGUGCUAACGUCGCUGCUCUUGCUGCCGCCCUCCAACAAGAAUCCGGUGACAAGGCUAUGCCACUGCCCAUUUCCAUCAACGCACGCCGCAACACGAUAUCCAAGAACGGUCUUUCGCGAUCCGCUGUCGUCGGCAGCCUGCCCUCUCCACCGGCCAGCCUACCAACACACAAGUUCGUAACAUCAGACGGGACGGUCAACAUGCAGGACAGCGCAAUCGAUGAUGAGGUUCACAUGUCUGGAGACGAAGGAGACAACAGCAACAAUAGCAGCAGCGGGGCCAACAAGAGCCGAAACAGGAGGGCCAGUGACGGCCAGCCGGCGCCCAAGGAAAGCCGAAAGAUCAACCGCCCGGAACUUCGCUGUGAGAAGUGCGGGAAGGGAUACAAGCAUAGCAGCUGCUUGACCAAGCAUUUGUGGGAGCACACUCCCGAAUGGUCAUAUACCUCUAAGCUGUUGAUUUCCAAGCACCAGCAAGUGCAGCUUCUCGAGGCUGCCUCUGUCCUGGUAGCGAUGAACAACAAGCCAACGACCGGGACCACGCCUCCGGACUCGACCCACGACUUCAACAGCGAUCAGGAUUCGGCAUCCCCAGCAGCAUCAGGCUAUUCGGAUCAACCAGAGCGCAGCUCUGCGGACACGACCCCACCGCCCCAGCUGGAUACCCUUAGCAACAUGACUGGGUUCCCCAUGAGCUUCACCAAGAGACAGAGUACCCCAAGCGGGUUUGCGCAGUCGUACCAAUCUGCGGCGUUCGGUAGUUCGGUGGCGGGUAGCGUGCCGGUUGGUUCGCCAUUUGCAGGUCAUUUCCGCCAGCUUAGCCUGAUGAGCCAGGAUCAAAGGCCAACGUCGUCUGGCAGGAACGUAACUGGCAAGGAAGAUCGGGAUUUGGCUGCGGCGGUGGAAGGUCUUAGCUGCAGCUUUAACAGCAGCGCUGGCCCCCGGUCGUUCCACCUCUCGGCGGACGCACCCCCAGUGCCACCUCUCCCAAACCAAUACCUGGGUCAGUCUUUGAGUCUCCUCCCUGGUAGCUUCAUCAACAGCUAUCCUAGUAGAGCUCCGGAAAGCUUUACCAGGGGGGAGCUGCGUCAAAGCUACCGGACGAGCGAGCGGGGCGACGUCAAGAUGGACGAAGAUAGCGUCAUGGACUAUGACGACGACGAAGACAUGCGGUCCCGGGCAAGAAGCGACGAGGACGACGACGGUGUCUUUGGAAGGAUGGAAGAAUGA
Molecule: messenger RNA, 1419 nt
Organism: Neurospora tetraspora
Lineage: Eukaryota; Fungi; Ascomycota; Sordariomycetes; Sordariales; Sordariaceae
Exons: 3
Coding region: 1-1419 (472 amino acids)
Source: RefSeq, a predicted model, not a curated record